AACACAAUGGUUGUGGAAAGGUGCACGAGUUUUCAAGAACAUUUACAUCAAAUGUUUAGUUCUAGAGAGCUGCAAGCCCAGAUUCUUUUAGCCUGCCCAGUAUACAAUUUAUGGGCUCCUAGUUGCAGCCAAAAGAUUGUAGCUUAGACAUGGUGACAAAUCGAGUGACCUAACCAUGGUUUGAACUGCAAAUAUCCCUGGGAGUAUAGGAAAAACAUCUCGAUUGCUGACUACGCUGGACAGCAUCUUUAUUUUCUCGUGCCCCGUGAAGAUUUACGGUACGUCCGGAAUGAGGAAAAUUAACCAUAACGAGAUAAACGGAAAUUAAGGUCAUCCUUUAGACACUUACAUUCGUAAUCGUUGUUUGAAGAAUCCUCCAUAAAUACGCUGAGUUGCAGCACCACGUAAACAUUACAUCACUUCAUUUACUACGAAGUUGUUAAGGUCAGUUCUCCGUGCUGUGCGCCGUGGAGUAAAUCUAGUUACGUGGAUGUCAACCGACUGCCCAGCCAAGGUUAAUUCUAAUUGAUGAGGGUUAUAAAACAAAAACAAAGCUGACAGCAGAAGGAAACUUCUAAAGGGCUCCUGACUGGACCAUGCUUGAGUGGGUAACGUUUGCACCCAUCAUUUGUCUGCUUAUUUGUUCAUCAGUGGCCUUGCCGUCACAGCAAGCUGUUAACGCUAGCAACGACAAUUUUAAGCAGCAGACUCAAGCAACAAAAAACCAGCGAGAGGAACUAGUGCCGAAAACCACAAGAGUGUACAAAAUGGGCAUUCUCAAGGUACCCACAAACACAAGGCUGGUUCGACUUUACAACAAAAAUGGAUAUUUUCUGAAAAUCUCUACUGCAGGAAGACUUCGAGGAACAAGGAGAAUCGACAAUCCAAACACACUUAUCGUAAUGGAGUCGAUGGGUCCUAGUAUUGUUCGACUCAAGGGCGUGGUGUCUAAGACGUAUCUCUGUAUGAACGAUGAGGGGGUUUGUCACAUUAUGACUCAACCAUCGGACGAAUGCCUGUUUAAAGAGAAGCUAGGUGCAAACUAUUUCAACACUUAUGCUUCAUACAAGUAUAGCGGAAAGAACCCUGGAAACAUAACCCAAGAAUUCUACAUCGCUAUCAAGAAAAACGGGAAGCUUAAACAUGGCGCUAACACAGCCAUGAUACAGAAAUCUGUGGACUUUACGGUUGUGCCGCAAAAGAAGAGAAGGAGCAGCGGAUGAUCGUGCUACUAGAAAAAGCACCGAGAAGCCGCAUGGCUUCAAGGGACAUCCAUGUCGGUAAUGGAAACGUACGAAAAUCGUAAACGUGUUUGGUCGAGACAUAAAGAAAGAAAAUGGAUAACUCUUGAAAACUACUGUAGCUCGUCAAACAGACAAACAAACACACAAGGAAAAAAAGCCACAAUGCACAAUUAGGAUUGAAGAAAACAGUAAGAAAUAACAAGAAAGCAAAAAGAGGUUGUAGGGCAGGAUAUACUAUCAAAAGUUUAAGUGAGGAGGGUUGGCUGGGUUGUAAACGAGUAGCAGCUCACAGGAAAAUAUAACGGGAGGAUUGACAGUAGAAGGUGCCAAUGAGGGGCGUAGAAACUGAUGCACGCCUUUGAAAAAACUGAGUCCAAAAUGAGCCCGUUAAACUUAUUUCCGGUUUGUAUCGGUUUAUGUCAAUGACAACUGGUUGGGUACCGUUCACGGAGUGUUUUAAACGACUUUUGCAAAUAUUGUCUAAGAAACGAGGCUUUGAGUGCUUCGUUCUCUUGAGAUCAGUUAUUUUAACAAACGUCUACGGCUAAAGCAAACCGCCUGGCUCUACACUCUUUCAAUGUUCAACUUUAACCAUGUUGUGUCCAUUUUGGGCGAAUUUGAAAACUGAUGACAGAGAGUUGUUACACCCCUUACGGCUGAAAUGUAGACGAGAUUCGACAAAAAAGUAUGUUUUCACUGGAAGACAACAUACUUCAGAUGUAGGCCACCGCUGAACUUCUCAUCUCUUCUUCCGUGGGCAGCACAAUUGCUACGGCGUCAAAACAUCUAUUUAAGAAACAAAUGAAUAAAAUUUUCAGAGGAAAAUGAACGAAAAACUCUCUUAUAAGUAAAAACAAGAGAGAUAUUCUCUUCGUAAAUAUCGACCAAAGUUGAGCAUUCUUUGGCACAGUCCAGAUACGGAGAAAAAGAAUAUUUAUUUUUUUCAAAAUAUAACAAACAAAAGAAGAGGAAGUGUGAAAUUACCUCAGAGAAAAAAAAAAGUGAUGUAGAUAUAACGCGAUGUAAAUAUAAAGCGAUGUAAACAUAGCGUCAUUUGCAAAAAGCGAUUUCAAACAAUUCACAUUAAUUUUCGAGAUAUAAAAGAGUCGACAGAGGCUGCUCUGAAUUCCCACGAUAUAAGAGAGGACGUGAGUAUUAUUAUUUUGAAAAUUACACUCUCGAAUUAUUGUAACAACUUUCGUAAUAAA
Messenger RNA from Stylophora pistillata, 2452 nucleotides. Its product is annotated as fibroblast growth factor 1. NCBI's taxonomy places the organism in Eukaryota, Metazoa, Cnidaria, Anthozoa, Scleractinia, Pocilloporidae. The record is from RefSeq and is a predicted model, not a curated record. Gene Ontology annotation, molecular function: growth factor activity.